This is a messenger RNA of Plodia interpunctella (Indianmeal moth), 562 nucleotides long. RefSeq names its product NADH dehydrogenase [ubiquinone] 1 alpha subcomplex subunit 7-like. The transcript is spliced from 4 exons. Gene Ontology annotation, cellular component: mitochondrial inner membrane. NCBI's taxonomy places the organism in Eukaryota, Metazoa, Arthropoda, Insecta, Lepidoptera, Pyralidae. Bases 92 to 424 code for a protein of 110 amino acids. The record is from RefSeq and is a predicted model, not a curated record. Gene Ontology annotation, biological process: ATP synthesis coupled electron transport; mitochondrial electron transport, NADH to ubiquinone.
GAUAGAUAUGUCAGAACUCGAUUUUAUUGUGAAUUUGUAAAAAAACAGUGAGCAGAAAAGAUUUCUAAUUAUUUUAAAAUAGAACUCCAAAAUGAGCCAGAAAGCAAUUCCGCCGCUACGUGAUAUUUCCCCAAUCCUCCAAGCAGUUAGAAAUUUUCUGUUAGGAAGGAAACACACGAACGCGUUGAGAUUCGAGCCCUUGUUGGCUGAUAGGACUCAGCCUCCUCCCCAGAUCCCUGAUGGAGUAUCACACAAACAUGCUCAUAAUUACUACUACACAAGAGAUGCAAGAAGGGAAGUAGCACCACCUGUGGAUGUAUCUAAAAAGUUACUGGAGGCCAGCUCCGACAAAGGAGCUCCGAAGACAACUGCAACAGUCGUUCCUACUCCUGGCAGGGUGUAUCAAUGGGACAACCAUUAUUGAAUAGAUGAUUUUAAUCAAUUGUUAUUUAAGUUCAAUAAAUAGAUCAUUGUUAAUUAGUAGUACUUCAAUUUAUUCUUAAACAGUGGAGGUUUAGUUUUGUAGAUUAUUUCAUUAAAAGAAUAAAAAUAAUAAUAUUUA